Messenger RNA from Leptosia nina, 1611 nucleotides. The record is from the annotation of a GenBank genome assembly. Lineage: Eukaryota; Metazoa; Arthropoda; Insecta; Lepidoptera; Pieridae.
AUGAGUGCGCUCCUGCUUAUCGUCGUGUUCGCGUUGUUCGCGUACAAAUAUUUCGCAAGGAAAUCGGUGACGAUCUAUAGAUCAACGAAGGGCGGGAACGAGAAAUGGGAUUUACCACAGGCGCCCGGGCCUAUCGCCCUACCGGUUAUUGGCAGUUUACAUCUACUGGGAAAGUGCGAGUCUCCUUUCCAAUCUUUCACGGAACUGGCGAAAACCUACGGCGACAUCUUUAGCAUCAAGUUGGGCAGUUCGCAGUGCUUGGUCGUGAAUAACUUAGAUUUGAUCCGCGAGGUUUUGAACCAGAACGGCAAGUUCUUCAGUGGGAGGCCGGACUUUCUUCGUUUCCACCAGCUAUUCGAUGGCGAUAGGAAUAAUUCUCUCGCCCUCUGCGAUUGGUCGAAUCUGCAGCUGCGCAGACGCAACCUAGCCCGCCGCCACUGCGGUCCCAAACAGCACACCGACAACUUCGCGCAAAUCGGCUCCGUGGCUACUUUUGAAGCAGUAGAACUCAUCCAGACCCUCAAACAAAUCACCAGGUCUUCAUCAUCUCCCGUCAACCUAAAACCACUCCUAAUGUCUACAGCGAUGAACAUGUUCUCCAACUACAUGUGCAAUAUACGCUUCGACGACACCGACCCAGAGUUUCGCAAAAUCGUCGAUUACUUUGACGAUAUCUUUUGGGAGAUCAACCAGGGUUACGCCGUGGACUUCCUACCUUUCCUAUCUCCGUUUUACAAGAAGCACAUGAAAAAGCUAUCAAACUGGUCACACGAGAUCCGCAGUUUCAUACUAUCGAGGAUUGUUGAGCAGCGCGAGAUGAACUUGGACACUGAAGGUCCGGAGAGAGAUUUCCUGGACGGCUUGCUACGUGUCCUACACGACGAUCCGAGCGUGGAUCGAAACACGAUCAUAUUUAUGCUGGAAGAUUUUCUCGGGGGCCAUUCGUCCGUGGGGAAUCUCGUUAUGUUAUGCCUGACAGCUGUAGCACGGGAUCCAGAAGUGGGACGGCGGAUAAGAGCGGAGAUAGACGCAGUAACUAAGGGUAAGCGUUCAGUAACACUAACAGACAGACCGUCAAUGCCUUACACUGAGGCGACUAUACUCGAAGUCUUGCGGUAUUCCUCAUCACCAAUUGUACCUCACGUAGCGACGGAGAACGCUGCUGUAUCUGGCUUCGGAGUCGAGAAGGGUACAAUCGUCUUUAUAAAUAAUUACGAAUUGAACACAUCAACCAAGUACUGGAAUGAGCCAGAGAAAUUUGAUCCAACGAGGUUUUUGGAGAGAUCGAAGGUUCGCGUUCGACGCAACUCGCUCUGCGAUUCUGGAAUGGAGUCGGAUGGCGAGAGAAACGGUCCGAUAGACAAGAGCAGAGAGGUGGAAAAGGAAGUUAUCUCGGUUAAGAAGAAUAUACCUCACUUCCUACCGUUCUCUAUCGGGAAGAGGACUUGUAUCGGACAGACUAUGGUCACAACGAUGAGCUUUGUCAUGUUCGCGAAUAUUAUGCAAGAGUUUGAUAUAGCCGCUGCUAAAGUUGAGGACUUGAGGCAGAAACCAGCAUGCGCUGCGCUACCGAGGGAUACCUAUCCGCUGUACCUCUUACCACGAAAAUGA